Molecule: messenger RNA, 3054 nt
Organism: Bombina bombina (fire-bellied toad)
Lineage: Eukaryota; Metazoa; Chordata; Amphibia; Anura; Bombinatoridae
Gene: FBXO33
Product: F-box protein 33
Exons: 3
Coding region: 13-1521 (502 amino acids)
Biological process (GO): positive regulation of protein ubiquitination; SCF-dependent proteasomal ubiquitin-dependent protein catabolic process
Cellular component (GO): SCF ubiquitin ligase complex
Molecular function (GO): protein binding
Source: RefSeq, a predicted model, not a curated record
CUCCCUGCCCCCAUGGCUCUGUGCGGGGAUGUGGGAGCCUCGUCCCUCCCCAGCGAGCUGAUAGUCCACAUCUUCUCUUUCCUCCCAGCGCCAGACAGGCUGCGGGCCUCAGCGGCCUGUUCUCACUGGCGGGAGUGUUUGUUUUAUCCGGCGCUAUGGCCAGAGCUUCGCCUCAGUUUGCGAGUGUCCCUCGCGGAACGGCCCCGCCUGGAAUUCCUCAUGAAGAAAUGCGGCUGGUUUGUCAGGGAGCUUCGCAUUGAAUUCGCGGCGGAGAACUAUAUGGCUGGGUCUUCCUCCUAUAUGUCUCCGUCCUCCUGUUCUUCCUCAGCUGCGGAAUCUGUCACGUCCCCGAACUCGUCGUCAUCCUGCUGCUGCGCCACAUCCUCGGAUACUUCUGCAGAGGUCGUUGGGCCUGAGGGGUUUAUUGGCAAUGAGACUGAUGCGCAGCACUCGUCCCGCUGGCUUGACGUGCUGCGUACUUACUUAGAGUUGGUCCUGUGUGUGCUGAGCAGCAUAAGGAACAACAGGAACCUCCAAAAGCUAAGUCUCUUUGGUGACAUUAGCAUUUUACAACAAAAUGGCACCAUAACUAAUGCAUACCUAAAUAAAGUGGACCCAGGUGGCAAAAAGAUCACACAGAUACAGCAGCUUUUUGAAGAGAUACUGGGUAACAGCAGACAAUUAAAAUGGCUCUCUUGUGGAUUUAUGCUUGAGAUAGUAACUCCAACCUCUUUGUCUUCAUUAUCCAAUCCAAUCGCCAACACUAUAGAACAUCUGAGUUUAUUAGACAACCACACUCCAGCAAAUACAACUCUCAUAACUGCAAUCGAGUUAGAGAGAUUUGUUAGUCUACGUUCCCUUGCUCUGGACUUCUGUGAUUUUACGGCAGUAAUGGCAAGAGUGUUGGCCAAUAACAACCAUGUGCCUUUGCAUAGACUCUCUCUUCUGGUUCACAACACUUCACUUAAGAACAAAACAUUAGAGAAUAUGCCAGAAGAUGAUGAUUGGAAAGCUCUUACCCAUAACAGCGCUAAUCUUCGAGUCUAUAUGAUGGCUUUUGAUGUAAAGAGUGAUGACAUGCUAAGAAUCCUCAAACCUAGUAUACCACUAGAGAGGAUUCAUUUUGACAGCUAUAUUACGUGUGUUUCUGGAGCAGUUGUUGACCUCAUAUCCAGGCAAUAUGACGCAUUCCUUACACAUUUCAUAUUAAUGAAUGAUGUCAAUGAUAUGUCUGGAUUUCCCGAUCUUAGUGAUAACAGAAAUGAGGAUCCCCUGGUUCUCCUGGCCUGGAGGUGCAUGAGGCUCUCUAUUCUUGCUAUACAUGGUAAGAAAAUAAUUAUUUUAUUUUUUUUAUUGUUAUUUAAUCAGGUAAUUUCUAAUACUUUUAAGUUAGGUAGAAACGUCCCCUAUAUACCUGUUCUUUGUAUGCUACAUUUAGUUCAGUGUAAAUCAAUACUAAAUCAUGGAAGAUGCCUUUGUAAAUUAUGGCUUCAUAGUGCGUAUGCAAAUGUGUCACUUUAGCUUUAACACAGAAUGGACAAGUAACCUAGACAAAAUACUACUUUCCUUCUUAAUAUGAGGAGAGUCCACGGCUUGAUUCCAUUUGUGGGAAUACAGAACCUGGCCACCAGGAGGAGGAUAAGACACCCCAGCUCAUCCAGACUCAUUAACAGCUCCUUAAGCAAUCCGCGUUGACGAGUUUCGCUGCCUGCUUUCUUCACUCAAGUCCAUGUCAGAAGCGCUGCUACAGUCUAUCAAACUUGAAGGACCAGUGACAUAGAUUCCGGUAAGAUAGUUUCCUUAUUUUACACACGUUAAUGAUAGAAGACGGGGUCACAGUGGGACGCAUUUAUCUUUACGGAGUCAAUGGUUAAUAUCUCCUGAGGGGGAUUAUUGAGCAGUGGGGUUUUUUAAUCAUAUUUGUUAUGCGAUUUCGUGCUUAUGUGUAAGAACGUUUGGGCUCUUAGGCUGAUAUGGAACGUACAGGUUAUUUUCAUUUUGAGAGCUGUGCAGUUUCUUUAUUUUAAGCUGGCACGCUUUUUCCUUUGCAGAGGCAGGUCCUGCAUGAGCACCAUGCGACCGGGAAUGGUCACGUUUUUUUUUUUUUUUUUACCGCUUCCGAUUCCUGACUAGGUGUCUGCGAAGACUAGCAUCUUCACUAUCUAUCUGGGUCAUAGGAGUUAUGGAGGAUUAUGAUAAUUUAGAGGGGGAUCCCUCCGAUACAUAAUUUGAUACCUGUGUAUAUUGUGAGGAGGCCUGGGUAAUCCAGCCCUCUCAAUUAUGUUCCGUAUGCGGCAAUAUAGUGUUCUCAUCAACCAAUGUUGAGAUGUUAGAGACCACUGAGCCAUCCGCCUCUGAGGACUCUUUGUCCAGUGAGGUGUGUUCCCUAGAUUCUGUUCCUACAUAUGCAGUUUUCCUGAGUUCUGAUCCUCCUUCGCCUGUAAGGGGUUUGUUUUCACCAGAGGUUACUAUGCAGUUCCGCAUGGCCAUCUCUACGACCUUAGCGAGGUUGCCUAUUCCUGCUAUGCGCAAGCAAAGGGUUAAUCCGGGCUCUCCUGCCCAAGGACAUUUGUGUAAAAUAACAAUGGUGUCCAAUCAUUCCUGUGGGGAUGCAGUUCCCAAUGAGGCUUCAGAGGAAGAACCUCCAGGGUCGGAGUCUGCUGACUUGGGUCCUCCGACUGCGGAGGGCUUAUCAUUUAGAUUGGCACGCCUGUGUUUACUGCUGAGAGGUGUUUUGGCGAUGUUAGAGAUUUCCAGUACUGCUCAGUUGAAUCUUAUUCCUCAAAAUCAGAUUAUCUUACAGGCAGGACCUGUUUUUGUUUACACACUCCUUUUCAGCUUAUCACUUUUGUGCACUUGCCUUUUUUCUUUUUACUUUGCUAGUCCAUUCCGGAUAGUUUUUUUUUUUUUUUUUUAAAGCUCUGGAUUGUUUUAGAAACUCUUCUUAGACGUUUCGUCACAUGGAAUAUUUGAGACUGUCGACUUUGAUGGUCGAGAUAGUUGGAGACUUCCGGUGGAAGCUUAUAGAUUUCUGCUCAGGGCGAUAGUCGUCGU